AAACAAUCACUGCUAACAUUUUGGGGUGUAUACUUCUAGAUUUUUUUUCUAUGCAGGAAGAGUCCCUUCCAAUAGCAGGGAAUAGGGAAAGGGGAGCCAGCAAAGAGACAUAGAAACUGUGUCCAAGUCAUUUUCUGGGACCAGGGAUGGAAACGGAUUCUUCUGUGGAGAGACUUGCCUUGGCAGCCUUUUUAUUUACAGCUUCUCUCCAAGAUAAAAUGGCAAACCCCAAAGAGAAAACUCCAAUGUGUCUGGUAAAUGAGUUAGCCCGUUUCAAUAGAGUCCAACCCCAGUAUAAACUUCUGAAAGAAAGAGGGCCUGCUCAUUCGAAGAUGUUCUCAGUGCAGCUGAGUCUUGGGGAGCAGACAUGGGAAUCCGAAGGGAGCAGUAUAAAGAAGGCCCAGCAAGCUGUCGCUAACAAGGCUUUGACUGAAUCUACGCUUCCCAGACCAGUUCAGAAGCCGCCCAAAAGCAGUGUUAACAAUAACCCAGGUAGUAUAACACCAACUGUGGAACUGAAUGGGCUUGCUAUGAAAAGGGGAGAGCCUGCCAUCUACAGGCCGUUAGAUCCAAAGCCUUUCCCAAAUUAUAGAGCUAAUUACAACUUUCGGGGCAUGUACAAUCAGAGGUAUCAUUGCCCAAUGCCCAAGAUCUUUUAUGUUCAGCUGACUGUAGGAAAUAAUGAAUUUUUUGGGGAAGGAAAGACUCGACAAGCUGCUAGACACAAUGCCGCAAUGAAAGCCCUUCAAGCACUGCAGAAUGAACCUAUUCCGGAAAAGUCAGCUCAGAAUGGUGAAUCAGGAAAAGAAAUGGAUGAUGACAAAGAUGCAAAUAAGUCUGAGAUCAGCUUAGUGUUUGAAAUUGCUCUGAAGCGAAACAUGCCCGUCAGUUUUGAGGUUAUUAAAGAAAGUGGACCACCACAUAUGAAAAGCUUUGUUACUCGGGUGUCAGUGGGAGAGUUCUCUGCAGAAGGAGAGGGAAAUAGCAAAAAACUAUCCAAGAAACGUGCUGCAACCACUGUCCUACAGGAGCUUAAGAAACUUCCACCUCUUCCUGUGGUUGAAAAGCCAAAACUGUUUUUUAAAAAACGCCCUAAAACAAUAGUAAAGGCUGGACCAGAAUAUGGUCAAGGAAUGAACCCCAUUAGCCGCCUGGCUCAAAUUCAACAGGCCAAAAAGGAAAAGGAACCAGAUUACGUUUUGCUUUCAGAAAGAGGAAUGCCUCGACGUCGGGAAUUUGUGAUGCAGGUCAAGGUAGGCAAUGAAGUUGCUACUGGAACAGGACCUAAUAAAAAGAUAGCCAAAAAAAAUGCUGCAGAAGCAAUGCUGUUACAACUUGGUUAUAAAGCAUCCACUAGUCUUCAAGAUCAGCUUGACAAGACAGGGGAAAACAAAGGAUGGAGUGGUCCAAAGGCUGGGUUUCCUGAACCAACAAAUAACACUCCAAAAGGAAUUCUUCAUUUGUCUCCUGAUGUUUAUCAAGAGAUGGAAGCCAGCCGCCACAAAGUAAUCUCUGGCACUACUCUAGGCUAUUUGUCACCCAAAGAUAUGAACCAACCCUCGAGCUCUUUCUUCAGUAUAUCUCCCACAUCGAGUAGUUCAGCUACAAUGGCCAGGGAACUCCUUAUGAAUGGAACAUCUCCUGCAGCUGAAGCCAUAGGUUUAAAAGGAAGUUCUCCUACUCCCCCUUGUUCUCCAGUACAACCUUCAAAACAGCUGGAAUAUUUAGCAAGGAUUCAAGGCUUUCAGGUUCACUACUGUGAUAGACAAAGUGGCAAAGAGUGUGUGACCUGUCUGACAUUAGCCCCUGUGCAGAUGACUUUCCAUGCUAUUGGAAGCUCCACUGAAGCCAGCCAUGACCAGGCUGGUUCAGAGCCCUCCCUUCUUGAACCUCCAUGCACUUUUCACUUCUCUCUGGAGCCACCUGGUCAUUGGAUUGUAAACUCCUCGAGGACUGAGGAUCGUCUCCUAAGUCCACGGAAUGGUGCGGAGAAGAGAGUCAAUGGCUAUAUAUCAUAUUAAACUGAUUAAUCAUUUUAGAACAAAUUAUUAUUUUAAAAGUGUAGGGUUGUAGUUCUCUAAAAAGCAAAACAGAGCAACAUUUUAAAAGUUGCCUGUAAUACCAGUUGUUGGUGUUGAGGAUGGCGUCAUGAAUUCAAAUAACAGGGACUGUUCUGGCAGUGCUGGCUGCCAUGCUGUUGCUUUUGCCCAUGGGAUUUAGAAUGUGUCCAUCUGAAUUUGGUCUUGGAAGAAGGAUGAAGUACAAUUAUGAUGUAAAAUUACUAAAUAAUUAAUAGGGUAUGGAAAAAGCAAAUACCUGAAGGUUAUGUCUUUUACUUCUGUCAGAGCCAGUUGUCAAACCUUAUUUUAUUGGAGAAAACUUUGUAGGGAACCUUAAACUAACCUCCAGCGUGCGUAGUUUUUGCAUUUUUAAUUGCCAUUGAGAGCUGACUGCCUUAUCUGGGUCACACAAUGAGCUAGUAGCAAAACCAGGAGUCCCAGGCUGCUUCCUUCUUCAGUGUAGAGCAGGAGACAGAAAAGCAGAACCUUUUCUCUCUAACUUGGGUGUUGGUAAAUGGGACUAACACCCACCUUACAAACGAAGGUAUCAUACAUCCUUUUAUUGUAAGUAAUAGGUGGGUUUGGUAAAACAUUAUUUAGCCGUCCCUAUAUCAGAAUUCAUGUAAUAAAAAUUCAUACAUUAACAAGGUUCUACUGUGCUAGAUUUCCAGUGCUUCACUUAUAUUCCAGAAAGAAUGUUUUAAAGACCGAAGAUAUUCAUAUCCAUCCGGCUGACCUCUAUUCCAUUAUAUGAUCACUUACACUAGAAAUAUAUAUUUGGAACUAACCUUUGCCUUUUAACAUUUCAAGGAAGUUAUGUUAACUUGAACUAAAUUCCAAUGCUCCGUAGCAAUUCUAGAAGCAGCUUCAAAACAAUGACUUCUUCCAUACUCCUGUACUCAUAAAUAUCAAAUUUUUUAAAUUGUUUUUAUAUCCUGUCAUUCUGCUGGCUUCUAAAAUCUUACCAUGUAUUAGCAAUAUCCAAAGGGACCUACUGAUAGGAACAUGGGGACCUGAUGAGCUCACGGUCAUUGUCAUCCCUGAAUUUGUAUGAAAUGUAGCCUUUUAAAUUGUCGUUGACACUAAAAGUGAACACUCAUCGCAUCUUAAUAUGAGACUAACUCUGGACAUGACUGUAUUUUUCUUUUCCUCGCAAAAACUGCUCCCUUGCUGACGCCAUGGCUGAAACAAAAUCCUUAGCAUUUAAAAGUAAAGAGUUAGCAAGAGCAAUGACUCUGUAAACACCACUUCAGUCAGACUCUGAUACCAAAUACAGCGUUAUGUUCGAUGCAUGUGGGCAUGGCCUCAGAAUGUCCCACACAGUGAAUCUCUAAGUCCCGCAUAUCAAUCACACCUCCUUCACAUACCUGGCCUGGAGCCUUAAUGGAAUUCCUCCUCGUUAUUGCAGUGAUAGCUCACUUCCUCUGUUUUUCCAAGCGGCUGCUUAUUGUGCCAACUUCUUCAAGGAGCAUUUUCUUACCUAAGCAACCCUGUAAUGUUGUAAUAUAUGCUGACAGUUCAUUUAUACAGUCCUUCUUGUUCCAAAUGUUUUUAUGUUCAAUUACUGAAAUUUAAUCAUCAGGAGAGAUUGCAUUUUCUCUAGAUCAUGCAGCUUGGCUUAAAUGUGAAGUUAAUAGUACAUUAC
This is a messenger RNA of Physeter macrocephalus (sperm whale), 3705 nucleotides long. It is a transcript of the gene STAU2, whose product is annotated as staufen double-stranded RNA binding protein 2. The record is from RefSeq and is a predicted model, not a curated record. The transcript has 14 exons. NCBI's taxonomy places the organism in Eukaryota, Metazoa, Chordata, Mammalia, Artiodactyla, Physeteridae. Gene Ontology annotation, cellular component: plasma membrane; neuron projection; neuronal cell body. Gene Ontology annotation, biological process: intracellular mRNA localization; anterograde dendritic transport of messenger ribonucleoprotein complex; protein localization to synapse. Bases 147 to 2021 code for a protein of 624 amino acids. Gene Ontology annotation, molecular function: mRNA binding; double-stranded RNA binding.